AUGCAGCGAUGGCCGUGCAGACGGUGUUGUCGCGCGGCAACGUUGGGAUCGCGCACCUUUGUGCUUGUGCGCCGUCGUGCGCCGAGCGCCUUCAUCACCACGGCGUCCCACGCGUCCUCCGGCGCAGCGCCGCCGUGGACAGUCGCGCAUCAGCGCGUUUGUAUUAUCAUUCCGCCGGUGGAAAAGCUGACGACACCACCGAGUCCGCGGCUGUCGCGCCGCUACGUCGACUCGCAGACUCUGGACGACAGUAGAACGCAGCAGGCGGAUGCACAGGAGCCUGAUCAUUUUCGGUUUGCCAUCAAGAACAGCGAGAGGGGACUGCUCGACCACGGCGUCACCCCCGACGCAAUCGCCUUCAUUGCUGAGGCCGAGGAGGAGUACCGGGCAAGCUCGUCCUACCUGCACGACCGACCCGGUGGCGCUGGCAUGCCUGAGUCGGAGACGCACGUGGAUGAAGUGACGGGUCAGCAGACUACCACAACCCGGAUUGCAGCGCCGUUCGGGGAGACCUACGUACCCUCCAAUCGAGAGCGGUUUGCGGAGCGGCAGCGCGUGGGCGAGCUGAGUCGGCAGCUCAACCUCGUCGACAAGCCAUUUAUGCUGGACGAGCAUGCGCAGCUGAACCUGCGAAAGGAGCGUCAGCUGUGCGAGCUGCUAGCCUCUCCCAUGCCCCAGCUUGCGAAAGCGGACGAGGUGGCGCACUUUCUGCUUAAUGGCGUCUACGCACAGAACCUGGCACUGCAGCCACGGUCGUGUGAGUCGGUAAUGUUGCUCUACUCUCACGCGAGUUUUCUCCGUCGGCUGGAGGGGCCAACGAAGCAGCUGACGGGCCGCGCGCACGACGCAGCCCGACUGGCAGCCCCGUCUAGCGGGGCAGACACCCGUGCAGUGCCGCGGACGCCGCAGGAUGUCCCGUUUCUGGAUGACAUGCGGCGCCUGUACACCCAUCAGAAGCGCUGCUUUAUCAGUCCGACACCCCUUUCACUGGAGCACUUCAUGACAACACUCAGCGUCAUUACGGCACCGAGCACGACCGCCUUCCAUCUCGCCAACCGACUUCUCCUCGAUGCGGACAAGUUUGUUCUACUGCCGACGCGCACGACUUACACCGCAUACUUUACCGUAUGCCACGUGAACAACGCGAUGCAGUUCGCGAUGGCGCGUUACACGGACGCCGUGCAAGCGCUGCAGCUUCCCGUCGACGCGCCAAUGCUGACGGCGCUGCUGAAGGGCUUGAACGAGAGCGGCUACGUGGAGGAAGCGGUUUCGCUGCUGUCGCGAAUAGGGCACGUGGCGGUGUCCACGCCGCUGCUGAAUGCGUCGCUGGAGACGCUGUUGCUCUCGGAGCAGGCGCUCGCAUGCUUCUCCCUCUACGAUGCUAUGCGUGGGUCCUCGGUGAAGCCGAACGCAGAGACGUAUACGCUGUUGUUGCUCGCUUGUGAGAAGUCGCAGCAGUGGCGCCGUGUGACGGCGAUCCUUGCUGAGAUGCAACGCCGCCGUGUGCGUGGCAAUGAGCAGACGCUAAACCUGCUGCUAAAGGGCCUGCUGCAGGAGCGGCUGCACAGUUAUGCGGCCCAGCUGUAUCACACGAUGCUGGCGAAGAAGGUGCCCUUGUGGCCAGCGCUAGAGCUCGGUGUGCGGCCGCUGCUGCGGUAA
Messenger RNA from Leishmania major strain Friedlin, 1659 nucleotides. RefSeq lists its product as hypothetical. The record is from RefSeq and is a predicted model, not a curated record. Bases 1 to 1659 code for a protein of 552 amino acids. The transcript has a single exon. Lineage: Eukaryota; Euglenozoa; Kinetoplastea; Trypanosomatida; Trypanosomatidae. Gene Ontology annotation, molecular function: protein binding.